Messenger RNA from Astrephomene gubernaculifera, 2764 nucleotides. NCBI's taxonomy places the organism in Eukaryota, Viridiplantae, Chlorophyta, Chlorophyceae, Chlamydomonadales, Astrephomenaceae. The record is from the annotation of a GenBank genome assembly.
AGCGUAUUUCCCAAAAGAGAAAGUAGGGCUGCUUACGUCCGUGCGCUACGUUCCGUACUUUAAACAUAAGUUUGCGACGACACAAGAUGGCUUCCACGGAGAUGCCAUCUGAAGCAGUUGACCCUCUAAGGCAUUCACGACAGCAACGUGUUGGCCGUUACAAAGUUUGGCUGCUUCAAAAGAGAUUGGCUGAACUUAGUGCACAAGUGGAGGCUUCGGUCUUGGAGGCUCGCCAGCUUAUCGCCUGGAAGCAGAGCUACCAGCCCCUCAGCCUAGCGGAGCUGACUGAUGAGGACAAGCGAAUCUUGGAGCAUAACCGCAGGAUUAGGUUAAUCGAAGUAGUACAAAAGCAUUGCUUUGCGGCGUUGAAGAGCAUAACCCAACAUAAGUGGGCCUUCCCCUUCAACACCCCUGUGGACACGUCGCGCUUUCCUGACUAUCCCAAGGUCAUCACGCACCCCAUGGACUUCUCCACCAUCAAGGCGCGCCAGGACGGCGGCUACUACCGCGACCCCAAGGACUGGUGGGCGGAUGUGAUGCUGGUCUUCUCCAACGCCAAGCGCUACAAUGCGCCCGGCAGCGACUGCUACCUGAUGGCGCAGACGCUGCAGGAGGUGAGCGAGGAGAAGUACGACAAGGUGAUUGCGCCGCGUCUGGCGGAGGAGUCGGCCGCCCUGCUGCGCGACGAGAUCCACCUGAAGAAGAAGCGCGCGGAGCUGCUGAACCUGCAGAUCAGCGAGGCCAUGGAGGCGCAGUGCGGCGCGCUGUUCAACCUCAUGGCGGAGCUGCAUGCGGCCAUCCGGGAGGCCAAGUCCAUGGCGGCCUCGCUGUGUGAGCCGCUCACCCUGGAGGAGAAGCAGGCGCUGGCAGCCACCAUCCAGGGCCUCCCCACCGCCCAGCUGGAGUCCAUUGUGGCCUUCGUGGCCAGCCGCCACCCGCCCAGCGUCACACACAGCGAGCUGCCGCCCGGCGCGGCUGGCGGCGGCGGCGGGGGCCCCAGCCGCAAGGUGCAGCUCAACCUGGGCCGCUACGACCCGCUGCUGCUGCGCCAGCUGCAACACCUCGUCAGCACAUGCACCGCCGCAACGCAGCAGCAGCAGCAAGCAAGUAAGGCGGCUGUGGGUGCUGAUGCGCAGGGUGUGGCGCCGCAGCGGGCGGUGAGCCCGCCUGCCACGACACCGGCGGAGGCAGCAACGGAGCAGGCGCGACCGCUGAGCGGAAGCCCGAGUCCCGGUCCAGGGCAGGAGGCUGCGGGGGGACCGGGAGCCGACAGCGCAGCGGCUCCUGCUACUGGAUCCAACGGGGGCGCGGCGGCAGGAGGAACAGCUGCCCAGAAUGCCGCGCAGGAUUUGGGCACUGGGGCGGACCAGCAGCAGCAACAACAAGCUGUCACGGGGGCGGCGGGGCAGGGAGAUCCCACCGCAGGGUUGGCCGCAGGUCAAGCCACUGCUGUGGCUGCAGCUGUCGCCGGGGGCUCGGUGGUAGCAAGGCCAGCGAGCGGGGGCGGCGCUGCCCCCUCGUCAGCUGCUCCGGUUCCCUUCAGCAGCACCCAGCGCAACAUCUCGGAUGUGGUGACAAACGCCACUGCGAGCGGCAUAUCCAUGCGGGCGGGCAUCAAGUGGCCUGGGCUGGCUGUCGGCGCAGGUGUGCGGCCCCGCGCCCGAGCGCUGCUGUCCAUGCACCCGGACGUGUCGGCAACAGCAGCGGAGGUGCUGGCUGCAUGCCCGCUGCCGCAGCCGCCCCCACAGCGCACCACGGUGCAGGUCAUCGGCGUCAAGCGGAGGUCCGUACACGUCAUCCAGGUGGAUGCAGACGGCGGGCACCAGGGGGCGGAGCAGCGCCGUGCUGCCGGUGCACCAGGUGCUCCUGCCGCUGCCGCAGCGGACUCGGGGCCGAUCCCUAUGGAGGUGCAGCUUGGGGCUUCCAGAGCGGCUACGGAGGUGGCAGCGAUGAGCGAGCCCCGCCUAACCACCGCUGCUGCUGCCGACGUGCUGGACCUGUCUGCGCAGACGGUGGUGGCGGGCGGUGCUACUGGUGGCGUGCCGUCGGAACGUGCGGGGGAUGGUGUGGUGGGGGCGGGGGGCGCGUCAGCUAGGGGAGCUGCCUCGGAGGCGGACGCAGGAGGCGUUGUGGUGCUGGACCUCAGUCGCGGCUAGGGGUGGGGUAGCAGGGCCGUGUCAUGAUGUGGUGUUUGACGCGAUUUGGUGGUCAGUGGUUGAAAGGGAAAGGGAACGAAGGGCAACGCUCUUGGUUAUACGACAUGUGGAUAGAAAGGUGGAGGUGAUGGCUGUCCACUCUUCCGUUGUGUCGGUUGUUGGCGGGCAUAGGUCGGCGCCCCAUGCAUGUGGUGCCAUGGUUGGUUAUUACAUACACGCAUACUUGGGGCUAUCAAUGUGGUGUGAAAUUAAAGGUGGAGGUUGGAGAUACUGUACUGCGGCUGCAAAAAGCCACAAUAGGUGCCCUGACAUGAAGCCAUGACUUCUGUACAUAUGUGUGGGCGCAAUCCUCAUGUUAUGGUUGCACAUGUGCCCCGCCAUUGCGAAUGCACUCACCUAGCUGACUGUACCUAGCUGUACAGUCCUUAUUUACCUGUUAUGCGGAGGCUAGCAAAGACCAACAGGAGCAAGUCGUGCCGCUGACUUCGCCCUUUAACUAUUACGUUUGGUCAUGUCGGGCACUAUGAUACUAUAGUGUGCAGGUCAGGUUAGAGGUCUAAGAGGCCCUAACCUUUCCACUGCCUGCAACGGUGUUCAACCUAACGCCC